This is a messenger RNA of Corylus avellana, 1413 nucleotides long. Its product is annotated as Peptidase family M48 family protein. NCBI's taxonomy places the organism in Eukaryota, Viridiplantae, Streptophyta, Magnoliopsida, Fagales, Betulaceae. The record is from RefSeq and is a predicted model, not a curated record. Gene Ontology annotation, molecular function: metalloendopeptidase activity. Gene Ontology annotation, biological process: proteolysis.
AAAAACCAGAAAUUCAAAAGCGCUAAGAAUCCUCGCUAACUUUCUCUCUUUCUCUGCUUUUUUGCUUCAAUGGCCUCCAUACCUCUGUCCUCGCUCUGCGUCUCCCAAAAGCCCAAGUCUCUCAGUCUCAGCUUCGUCGCCUCCGAUAGCCUGAGAUUUGGUUCAUCUUCUUCACUCGGAUUCGAUUCGUCGAGGAAGAACCGCGGGGUUAGAAUUUCUCUUUGCAGAGCCGCCUCGGUUGUCUUCCGCGACCUCGACGCCGAUGAUUUCCGACAUCCUCUUGAUAAACAGAACACGCUGAUUCUGAGGGCGAUCCCAGGGUUGAAUGAUCUCGCAAAGGUUCUUCUAGGAACUAUUGCAGAGCAGGUCAUGCUUCUGGAGAAUAUUGGGACAUCGGUUCUUGUUUCUGAAAAUCAGCUUUCUGGUCUACACAAAUUGAUGGUUGAGGCUGCUAAAAUACUGAACAUUGAAGCUCCUGACCUGUAUGUCCGACAAAGUCCUGUACCAAAUGCAUAUACUUUAGCUAUAAGUGGUAAAAGACCAUUUGUUGUUGUUCAUACCAGCCUUGUGGAGCUUCUGACGCAGACAGAAUUGCAGGCUGUUUUGGCUCAUGAGUUGGGCCACCUGAAAUGCGACCAUGGUGUUUGGCUUACAUACGCGAAUAUUCUUACCCUUGGGGCCUAUACUGUACCUGGUCUUGGUGGGCUAAUAGCACAGAGUUUAGAAGAACAGUUGUUUCGCUGGCUCCGAGCAGCAGAGCUGACUUGUGAUCGUGCAGCCCUUCUUGUUGCUCAAGACCCUAAGGUGGUCAUCUCCGUUCUAAUGAAAUUGGCUGGGGGAUGCCCGUCCAUGGCUGAUCAACUGAAUGUGGACGCAUUCUUGGAGCAAGCUCGGUCUUAUGACAAAGCUUCUUCAAGCCCAGUUGGGUGGUAUAUAAGAAAUGCUCAAACAAGGCAGCUUUCACAUCCACUGCCUGUAUUACGUGCUCGUGAGAUUGAUGAAUGGUCAAGAAGUCAAGAUUACAAAUCCCUUUUCAAACGUGCCAUUCAGGUCAAUUCUGUACAGAAAAUUUAGCAUUGCGCAGAGGAUGAAGUUCAAACAAAUUAGUAAUGACAUGAAGGAAAGGAGUCAUGGAGAGGAUUUGUUAAGAAUUCAACACUGCUGCAAAAUCUUGGCUUAUGGAAUUGCUGCAUAUUUACAAAGGAAGUUAUACUGUAUAGUUUUGUCGACCAACCUGGUGUAAGUAUAAAAGAUGUUGUUUUUCAGAAGGCAAUUGCUUUAUACUAUACCAUUUUUGUAAAUUCAGAUAGUUGUACAUUUUUCUUUUUCCUCCUCCGUACACAGUUUCUUUGUCUUGCUGAUUGAAUGUUCUUGUUUAAAUAACAUUCAAGUGCUCUAUGUAUGAGACUCAAA